UAUGGAUAAAAGAUAUAUGUAUUUAUAUCGUUGUGCAAAACGACGUACUACAUCAUGUAGAGCUGUGCUAAUUCAAGAAAAUGAAACAUUUAUCUUAGAAAGCAGUCAUAAUCAUUCCAGUGAGCCUUAUGUAUUUGAUAUUUUAAAUCUAAAAACUGAAAUGAUUCGAAUAUGUAAAGAGACAGCUACAUCAAAGAAAGAGAUAUUUGACAGUGUUUGUCGAAAAAAUCCAAAAGCAGCAACUUACCUAUCGUAUAAUUCUAUGAUAAAUAUAUUGUCAAAAGAAAGACUUAAAAUGCGCCCUCCAUUACCUGCAAAUGUGUGUGACCUUGACUCUUUACUUCAAGACUAUAAAGCUGUACAAUCUAUUUAUAAAGGCUGUGUUAUUUCUGAAGAUAAUAAAUAUUCCUAUAUAUUUACUAGCAAUAAGCUUCUAAAAAUAUUGGAGAACAGUUCUGAAAUUUUUAUAGAUGGUACAUUUUCUGUUGUACCCAGAGUACCAAAUUUUGCACAGUUGUUCUCAGUUCAUGUGCGUUAUAUGAAUAAGGGUAUUGCAGUAUUAUUUAUCUUGUGUGAAGCAAGAACACAAUUAGUUUACAAAUCCAUAUGGAAAAAAGUUAUCCAAUUAGCUCCUGAUCUACAAUCUAAUUUGCGCUUUAUAAUGUGUGAUUAUGAAAGAGCGUCGAUGAAUGCUGUCCACGAACAAUUUCCUCAUGCAUCUCUACGAGGCUGCUGGUUUCACUACUAUCAGGCUGUUCUGAAAAAAUGGAAACGAUUAGGGCUUUUGAAAGCUCCACAUAAAAUAGUAUCAAUGGCAAUGACAUUAGCAUUGGCACCACCAGAAAUGUUUUCCGAAGGUUUAAAUCUCAUGCAAAUAAUUGCUGAUGAAGAAUAUGAUAAUUAUCCUAAUGCAAUGCUUUUGAUGAAAUACAUGAGAAGCACAUGGCUCCCAAUAUCGAAAAAAAUAAGUGUACAUGGAUGUCCAGUUAGAACCAACAAUCUUGUUCAAUCAUUUCAUAAUAUUAUGUCGCAAAAGAUGCAAACGGCUUAUCCAAAUCUUUGGAUAUUUUUAGAUAACGUCUCGAAACUAAUUAUUAUGGAUCAAGAAAUCAAUUAUGAUCGUUUAGUAAGUGGUCUACAAGUUACAAGAAAUCGCUGUCGGUUCGACAAAUAUAAAAGUGCAAAAAUACUAGAAGCUGAAAGUUAUUUAUCUACUGGUAUCUACUCGUUAAGAGAAUUUUUACAGGUAUUUAAUGAGGAUGCCGGACGUCAGCAAUACAAUAUGACACUGUCAAUAGAUGAUAAUGACGAUGAAAUUUGUGCAGAUUUACAUACAGAAGGGGCUAUAAAAACCGUUAAUCAUGUUGAUAUUACACAAGGAAAUAUUCUACGUCGGCGACGGAAACGAAGACGGAGGUAUACUAAUAAUCCCAAUGAACCUCAAG
Molecule: messenger RNA, 1445 nt
Organism: Vollenhovia emeryi
Lineage: Eukaryota; Metazoa; Arthropoda; Insecta; Hymenoptera; Formicidae
Exons: 7
Source: RefSeq, a predicted model, not a curated record